CAAUUCAGGACCAUUUAAGCCUCCUAUUUCUGGUGGAACUAAUUUAACGUAUGCCACUACUGCCAUCAACCUUUCGGAAUAUGGAUUUCUUUAUUGAAUACAUACACAAACGUAUGCCUCAAAUGUUUCCCCUGCCGGAGAUGUUCUUGCGCCUAGUUUCUGGAUUGGUCUAAAUUCUCCCGCGAAAUAUACGUCACGCAAGCGAUUUUGCGCCACUCGGUGUCUCUUUGGAAAGAAGCUUCGUAGACGUGAGAGGUCAAGAUGUCGUCUCCAUCCUCCAGUGCCCGUAAACGUGUCAGAAGUAGCAACCCAUCUACUCCUGCUAGCGAGGACCCUCUAACCCCACGGCCCCACGGGGCCCAGGAGUCCUCAACAGGAGAGCUGCAGCCCCUGCCCACCUCACCUGGCACAGACCUGCAGAGUCUAGCCCCGCAGGACACCUCACUCUUCUCCAGCCCUGUACCUCGGCGCUCUGUUUCACAGAGUGAAGUGGACGCAAGUUCUCCACUUAUCUAUGACACACCCAGCCGUGGAACUCCGGCCAGGCAGCGUCCCGACCUCGGUUCUGUCAGAAAAGCCCCGCAGGUGGACCUGUGCUCUGAGCCUCCAUCGGGAGACGUUACGGCCCCCAGUGAGCAGAAUGCCGGGCAGAAACUUGUCAUAUGGGGCACUGACGUCAAUGUGGGAACCUGUAAGGAGAAGUUUCAGCGUUUCCUGCAGCAGUUCAUUGACCCCACCUCACGUGAAGGUGAGAACGUUAGUCUGGAUCUGAAUGAACCUCUCUACAUGCAGAAACUGGAUGAGAUCAGUGUUGUUGGGGAGCCGGUGCUGAAUGUGAACUGUGGUCAUGUUCAGGCCUUUGAUGCCGACCUGUACCGACAGCUCAUCUGCUAUCCUCAGGAAGUAAUCCCCACUUUCGAUAUGGCAGUCAAUGAACUGUUCUUCGACCGUUUCCCUGAUUCUAUCCUGGAGCAUCAAAUCCAAGUGCGUCCCUACAGUGCCUUGAAGACCAGGAACAUGCGUAGCCUCAACCCUGAGGACAUCGACCAGCUCAUUACUAUCAGUGGCAUGGUGAUCCGCACCUCCCAGCUGAUCCCAGAAAUGCAGGAGGCGUUUUUCCGCUGCCAGGUGUGUGCAUUCAGCACGCAAGUGGAGGUGGACCGAGGACGCAUAGCUGAGCCUGCAGUUUGUCGCAACUGCAACACCACCCACAGCAUGGCUUUGGUGCACAACCGCUCAGUCUUUUCUGACAAACAGAUGAUCAAGCUCCAGGAAUCUCCAGAGGACAUGCCCGCUGGUCAGACCCCGCACACCACUGUAGUGUAUGCCCACAAUGACUUGGUGGACAAAGUACAACCUGGAGAUCGGGUGAACAUUACAGGCAUUUACAGAGCGGCACCCAUGCGAGUCAACCCACGCCAGAGCCAGGUGAAGUCUGUGUACAGGACCCACUUCGACGCCAUCCACUUUCGCAAGACAGACGAGCGGCGUCUGCACGGCCUGGAUGAGGAGAAUGAGCAGAGACUCUUCACGGAGGAGCGUGUAGCCACGCUCCGCGAGCUCGCAGCCAAGCCUGACGUCUAUGAACGGCUCUCGUCUGCCCUCGCGCCCAGCAUCUAUGAACAUGAGGACAUCAAAAAGGGAAUCCUGCUACAGCUGUUUGGUGGCACACGGAAGGACUUCAGCCAGACGGGUCGUGGCAACUUCCGCGCUGAGAUCAACAUCCUGCUGUGUGGUGAUCCGGGCACCAGCAAGUCGCAGCUGCUGCAGUACGUGUUCAACCUGGUGCCCCGUGGGCAGUACACAUCAGGCAAAGGCUCCAGUGCUGUGGGCCUCACCGCGUACGUGACAAAGGACCCGGAGACACGGCAGCUGGUGCUCCAGACUGGCGCGCUUGUGCUCAGCGACAACGGCAUCUGCUGCAUUGAUGAAUUCGACAAGAUGAGCGACAACACACGCUCUGUACUGCAUGAAGUCAUGGAGCAGCAGACCCUCUCCAUUGCCAAGGCUGGAAUCAUUUGUCAGCUGAAUGCACGGACCUCUAUCCUGGCAGCAGCCAAUCCUGUGGAGUCGCAGUGGAACCCCAAAAAAACCACCAGAAAUAUCCAGCUGCCUCACACACUCCUCUCCAGGUUUGAUCUGAUUUUCCUGAUGCUGGACCCGCAGGAUGAGGCAUAUGACCGGCGUCUGGCACACCACCUGGUGGCCCUCUAUUACCAGAGUGAAGAGCAGGUGGAGGAGGAGUACCUGGACAUGGCCGUCCUUAAGGAUUACAUUGCCUAUGCCCGCACUUGCGUCAGUCCGAGGCUAAGCGAGGAGGCCAGUCAGGCGCUUAUUGAGGCCUACGUGGACAUGAGAAAGAUUGGCAGUGGGAGGGGGAUGGUAUCUGCUUACCCUCGCCAGCUGGAAUCUCUGAUCCGGCUGGCUGAAGCUCACGCCAAAGUGCGCUUCUCUGACAAAGUGGAGACCAUUGAUGUGGAAGAAGCCAAGAGACUGCACCGAGAGGCUCUGAAACAGUCUGCCACUGAUCCCAGAACAGGCUUUGUGGAUAUCUCCAUCCUCACUACAGGUAUGAGUGCUACAGCCCGGAAGCGUAAGGAGGAAGUAGCACAGGCUCUGAAGAAACUCAUCCAGUUGAAGGGAAAAACACCAGCCUUGAAAUACCAGCAACUGUUUGAUGAUCUUCGUGCACAGUCAGAGGCUGCCAUAACGAAGGACAUGUUUGAUGAGGCCCUUAGAGCACUUGCAGAUGAGGACUAUUUAACAGUGACGGGGAAAACCGUGCGUCUGCUUUAAAUCUUAACACUCACUAGGAUUUCUCCUUCCUGAUUUAACUCUGCUGCUUUAUUUUGUCUGUAGAGCAAUGCUUUAUUAUAGAGUUGAUUUUGUUUGAAGACUUGUUCUGGUUUGCAAUUAAAACUGCUGAUUUUUGUCUG
Electrophorus electricus (electric eel) is the source of this 2936-nucleotide messenger RNA. It is a transcript of the gene mcm4, whose product is annotated as minichromosome maintenance complex component 4. Gene Ontology annotation, cellular component: MCM complex; nucleus. The record is from RefSeq and is a predicted model, not a curated record. Gene Ontology annotation, molecular function: single-stranded DNA helicase activity; ATP binding; single-stranded DNA binding. Gene Ontology annotation, biological process: DNA replication; mitotic DNA replication initiation; double-strand break repair via break-induced replication. Lineage: Eukaryota; Metazoa; Chordata; Actinopteri; Gymnotiformes; Gymnotidae.